Messenger RNA from Penicillium antarcticum, 15189 nucleotides. RefSeq names its product nonribosomal siderophore peptide synthase SidC (gene sidC). Gene Ontology annotation, biological process: secondary metabolite biosynthetic process; amino acid activation for nonribosomal peptide biosynthetic process. Gene Ontology annotation, cellular component: cytoplasm. NCBI's taxonomy places the organism in Eukaryota, Fungi, Ascomycota, Eurotiomycetes, Eurotiales, Aspergillaceae. Gene Ontology annotation, molecular function: phosphopantetheine binding; catalytic activity. The coding region runs from base 1 to 15189 and encodes 5062 amino acids. The transcript is spliced from 5 exons. The record is from RefSeq and is a predicted model, not a curated record.
AUGGAUCGAUUCACUCAAUUCCCUGUCGUCAAUGACGAGGGUCAUGCUGUCCAUGUCGUGCCAUGGCAUAUCGAUGCCCAGCUCCCCGCGGAACUACUUGCCAUGUCAUGGGCUUUAUUAUUGCGCGCAUUCACGACCGAUGAAACUCCGGUCUUUCUCUUGAACGGGAACCCCGUCAAGGCAGAUUUUUCUGCGCAGACAGUGCUUCCAGCAGACCUCGCCGAGGUAGCCAGUCUCUCAGUCAAGCAUACGGCCGUUGUGCUGGGCGAUUAUCCGUCCGGACAGCCUCCGGUUCUUUUGUGGACUGUGGACCCUACGAUGCAGUCGGGGGCGCUGCAUGCGACCGGAGGCAUGGAUGCCGAUUUCCUGCAUCAGCUGGGCCAGCAGCUCAAGCAGAUCGUGCAGGAACAGGCUGUUAGUACCGGCAUGCAGCUGGUGUUACCUGCAUCCGAGGCUCCCACUCUAUCUAUUACAAAUGACGAGCCUGCCACACUUCCAGGGCCAGGGUUACUGCAUGAGCUAGCACUACGCGGCCUCAACAAUGCUAAACAUGCUAUUGAGUUUCUUACAGCGGAGGGAAACAUCCGCUGCUUGUCUUAUGAGGCCUUGGACCGGUUGUCUUCGAAGCUGGCGGGUGAUAUUGCCCGUGCUUCGACGAUUAAUGGUGCAAGCAUGGUUGUUCCAGUGCUUUUGCCCCAGUCAAUGGAGUUGUACAUUUCCUGGCUGGGUAUUCUCAAAGCUGGCGCUGCAUUUUGUCCUCUCAACACCGACGCACCACCAGACCGCAUCGAAUUCAUUCUCCAGGAUGUAGCUGCAUCCGUGGUGAUUACACAAAAUGCUCUUGCAUCGAAAAUCCCAUCGAAGGAGAACUUGUCCGUUUUAACUGUGGACAACCUUGAAUCCAACUCACCCCCAACUGAGCCCUGUCCCACUACAUGCACAUCCUCUAAUCUGGCCUAUGUGAUGUACACGUCUGGCUCAACAGGCCGCCCUAAAGGUGUUGGAGUGUCCCAUCUCGCUGCGACCCAGUCACUUCUUGCUCAUGAUGAUUUGAUACCCCCAUUCAAGCGAUUUUUGCAAUUUGCGUCUCCCACCUUUGAUGUAUCCGUGUUCGAGGUCUUUUUCCCCAUGAUGCGAGGGGCCACUUUAAUCGGCUCCGAGCGAGAGAACAUGCUUCUCGAUAUCUCUCAGGUGAUGACCCGUAUGGAAGUCGACGCUGCCGAGUUGACUCCUACAGUAGCGGGCGAGCUACUGCGCACGCGAGCUGCGGCACCCUCUCUGCGCGUGCUCCUUACUAUCGGUGAAAUGCUCACCCGGCGCGUGGUGGAUGAGUUUGGUCAGUCAGAAGGCAGAAAGGGCAUUCUUCAUGGAAUGUACGGGCCCACCGAGGCAGCCAUUCAUUGCACCGCCGCCACCCACUUUCAAGCGAAGGAUCGCGUGAACAUGAUUGGAAAACCGUUCAAAACGGUUUCUGCGUACAUCAUGUCCCUCCCAUCAGAUGACGAUCCGCCUUCCCGAGAGCUUCAUACUCUCCCACUUGGCCAGAUUGGAGAGCUUGUCGUUGGCGGUCCUCAAUUGGCAGAUGGCUACAUAAAUCGUUCCGAAGAAAAUGCCAAAGCUUUCAUUGAUAGUCCAUUGUACGGUCGAAUCUACCGCACAGGUGACAAAGCUCGUAUGCUUCCAAACGGAGACAUCGAAUGUUUCGGUCGAAUCUCCAGUGGUCAAGUGAAGUUGCGAGGUCAGCGUAUUGAACUCGGAGAGAUCGAACAUGUUAUCACCAGAACCGAUGGUGUUCGCAGUGCCGUGACUAUGGUCAUUGGCGGCAAUUUAAUUGCUUUUGUCCUAGCCACCGGCCAUGGAACGACUGAUCGUGCCAUCCGAGACGUCUGUCGCCAGCUCUUACCACGAUUCAUGAUCCCUGGAGAAUUCGUACUUGUGGAUCAAUUCCCUCAACUGCCGUCAGGAAAGAUUGACCGGAAGACGCUGGAAGCCGAUUUCGUGCGCCACCGUAGCACGGCUCAGUCUUUCGAUGAAGUGCCUUGUCGAGAUGAAAAGGAAGAAGCUAUCAUCUCAUGCGUGACUGAUAUUCUUGGUCGCAAGCUCACAUCUACAGAGAGUCUGGCAUCAGCAGGUCUUGAUUCCCUUGGUGCUAUCCGUCUUGCAUCCCAUCUUUUGGAUGCGGGGAUCCGUCUCGACGUGGCAAACCUGCUCGAAGCCGACUCCGUGGAUGGGAUCUGGCAGCUUUCCACCACCCUGGAAGCUUCCAGCUCCACCGAAGAUAUCCAGGCAGCCCUUCAAGCAAUUCUGCAAUUUGUUUCGGAUGCAGGUGCAGCAAGGGUUGAAUCCUUGGGGUUGACUUCGCAGGCUUCAGAAGUUGUUCCAUGUAGUCAUAUCCAACAGGCUAUGGUUUUGGAGACUGUGCGCAACAGCAAAGCAUACUGCAACUGGGUCGAGCUGAAAUUCGAGCCCUCGAUCAGUUCAGCCUCUGCCAAGAAUGCUUUUGUUCAACUUGCUCAGCACAAUGACAUUCUGCGCUCUGGUUUUGUGGAAAUCGGACUCAAGGAUCACUUGUAUGGUCGAUUCACUUGGUAUUCGAUUGACGAGCAUAUCAAUGAGCAAGCAGAUCUUGAUUACGAUGCGUCAUUGGGUGCGGGUCAGGAUGUAUUGAACCCGUUCCAAGUCCAGAUUAAAGAAGAGAAGAGUGGACUCCGGGUUCUUGUACAUAUCCAUCACGCGCUGUAUGAUGGAUGGUCCUGGCAAUUGAUCUUGAGCGAUCUUCGUGAUAUCUUGUCCGUGGAUGAACUUACCUCAAGGCCUCCUUACAAUAUUGUCGCAAAUUUCUUCAUCGAGCACAAGCUGGACAAGUCAGCAACUGAGUCCUCAACCUUCUGGCGCGACCAGCUACAGGGACUAUACCCAACAGACUUCCCCAACUUCCAAAGGGAGACAGACGUCCCAUUUACUACGCAGCAAGCCACUCGCACACUUGGAGUCUCCGUACCAAAACUCAACGAAGUCACUCAACAUCUCCGCAUCAGUCGACAAACAAUCUUCCAAGCCGCCUUCUGCUACAUCCUCUCCUCCUAUCUUGGCACAGAAGAUGUGACAUUUGGAACAGUCUUCUCAGGUCGUACACUCCCACUGAAAGGCAUAGAAACCGUCCUCGGACCAUGCAUCAGAACGCUACCCACACGUAUGAAUCUGGACAAGAUGCAAAACGUAACAGACCUCCUCCUAGCUAUCCAGAACAUGAACCGCAAGUCCCUUGAACAUGGCAGCUUAUCUCUGCAAGACAUCAAAAAAGCAUCUGGAAUCGAAUUAGACCGCAAUCUCUUUGAUACGGCUGUCGUAUGGCAAGAAAGCAUUUGGUCCGGUGAACAGCAGGACUCGCCAUUCCAAGAAGUCAAUGCUGCAGAGUUCUUGGAAUUUGCGCUUUUGCUAGAGUUUGAGCCUAGAGCCGAGUGUGUACUUGCCAGAGCGACUUCUCAGCAGUCAAUCUUACCAAGUGAGCAAGCUGCUCUUCUCUUGGAGCAAAUUGACUCCGUGGCUUCAAUUUUGAUCGAUAAUGUCCAACUUCCGAUUGAAAAUAUCCGUUCUCUUCUGCCUUUAUCAGCAUUGUCUGUUCAGAAUACAGCUGCAGCCGAGCAAGUCACACUUCCAAGUCUGGCUUCGGGAGUUGAAACAAUGGCCUCGACUAAUCCAAGUCGGGUAGCGCUCGAGUUGAUGCUUUCGGGGUCGAACUCUACCCCUUCGGUUAUUAAAAGCAUGACAUAUGGUGAAUUGAACUCUCACGCCAACCGUCUCGCACAUCAUUUGCAUCAUGUCGGUGUCACCCCCAACGAUUUAAUCACUGUUCUCCUGAGCAACUCGGUCGACUUUUACAUCGCCAUCCUUGCAGUCGCCAAAUCCGGUGCUGGUAUUCUCCUAAUCCCCCAUGCUACCUCACAGGCUGUUCGAUCAGCUCUCUCCACGGCAGAGUCGAAAUUGUGCAUUGUCGACUCUGAGUCUGUGCAGAGAUUUGAUUUGGAUUCUGUGUCUUGUGUUCAGCAAAUCUUUGUUUCCUCUUCCAUGUAUCCUUGCCAUUAUGACAAUCCCCCGACUGUCGAGGAAGGGUCUGAUGUGGCCUAUGUGGAGAUCACUUUCGACGGUGAUUCCAUAGAUGAUAUUGUCAUUUCUCGUCGUAACCUGGAGAGCAACAUACAGACUCUUUCGGAGGCAUACCCAAAACAUGCCGGAUCAAAGAUUCUCUCUACAUCUCCUUCUGGAUCAGGCGUCUCAAUCUUCGAGACUUUCUUUUCCUGGCACACUGGCAUGACACUGUGCUCAGUCUUCUCUGAGAAUUCUGUCGAGCAAGCCAUUCAGAGCAUGGCCGUCACACAUUUACAUAUGACACCCACGCUGGCAUCUCAUGUUGACCCGAAAUCUGUCCCCAGCGUAAAGUAUCUGCUGACUUUAGGUGAAGGACUAACUUCCAGCGUUCAUCGAAAUUGGGCCGAGAAAGAGAUCUAUCAAGCCUACAGCUCUGGUUCACUCACUCAUAUAUGUGCUAUCUAUCCCAAUGUCAAAGCAUCAACAUCUCUUCAGAACAUUGGAAAGCCACUGAGGAACACCUCUGCCAUGGUUGUGGCAGAUCAAGAAUCGUUCACUCUUCUUCCUCGCGGUGCUGUUGGAGAGCUAUGCUUUGGUGGUGAACAAGUUGGACGCUCCCUAUCGAACUCUAGCUCCUCUCGGGUCGGAAAAUUCAUUGAGCACCCUGAAUACGGGAGGCUCUAUCGAACAGGCGAUUUUGGCAGGCUACUUCCAGAUGGAACCAUACUUCUCCGAAGACGGGGAGAAGCGAACAUCCAAGCUCAGCUCAUUGAUAUCGAUGAAGUUGACCGCGCUAUUUUGUCUUUGAAACGUGUGCGCGAAUCCGUGAGCAUGAUUUUGGAUAGCUCGGUACUUGGCCAACAGCAUUUGGCAACAUUUUGGGUUCCUUCUCAGUCUGCUGGCCCUGUAAAAUGUCAAGAUCUCACAACCAACCUGUUCAAGGAGCUCGGGAUAAAACUUCCUUCCUCGAGAAUGCCUUCGCUUCUUGUUCCAAUUGACAAGAUUCCUAUCACCCUCUCCAACAAGACUGAUUACUCUGACUUGAAGCGACGAGUGGAACAGCUUAAGCCAGAGGAGCUUACAAUGUUUUCGCCGAAGUCCAUCUCUGAUGAUACUGAAACCAGUCUCACCCAGCUUGAGCAGAAAAUCUUGUUAGCUCUAUCCGCAAUCACUGGCACUGACCAAAUCAAAAUCCGCAAACACACAUCAUUCUACAAACUGGGCUUAGACUCCCUUUCCGCCGUAUCCUUCUCCCGAAAGUUGCAAGAAGCCGGCUGUGGAAGACUUGCAGUCUCCACAAUCCUCCGUCAUAGCUCUAUCGCCCAGCUUGCAGAAGUCAUCCCUCUCAUAAUCAAUGGGGAUCAGCCAGAACAGGUCGAGGCACACCAACCCACAACGGUGUUUGAGGAGACCUUCAUUCAUCAAGUAGAAGGUGAAUUCGGUGCUGCCGCUGCCUCCGUUCAGGAAAUCCACCCUUGCACACCUCUGCAAGAGGCUAUGCUUGCAGCCGAUUCUGGCGAUCAUUCGGCAUACUUCAAUCAUCUCUUUCUUCUUGUACGCACUGAUGCCGAGGCUAUGAGAGCUGCUUGGGUUCAGAUGAUGCAUCGACAUGACAUUCUUAGAACUUGUUUCACGCAGACUAAUGAUAAACGAUUCGCAUAUGCUCAGGUCGUGCUGGAUAGCCCGGCCCUACCCUGGUUCCAUAUCGAAACCUCCACUGACAAUCAAAUCGAUAAUUUGAUCAAGGAGAGCAAAUCCAAGUUCGAGGGUCUCUCUCCUGUCAACGGUCAGUUGCCCUACUCGUUGACUUUUGUCACCGAUUCUGCUGCACAGAAGACCCACCUACUCUUUUCUAUCCAUCAUGCACUCUAUGAUGGAGAGGGAAUCGCGCAAUUGUUGAACGAGGUCCAACGGUCUCUAUCAAACCAGGAAUUGCCAGUCAUCACCCCAUUCCACCGGUUCAUUGAUUAUAUGACCGCCAUGGACUAUGAGUCCUCUGAUGAAUACUGGGACCACUACUUGUUCGGUGUUUCGCCAACACUUCUACUUCCCACACCUUCCGCCGGUGUAGAUGAAUCAGCCUCUCGGCAAUAUCACGCAGUCUUGAAUGGGUCUUUCGCAUCCUUCAAACAACAAUGCAAAGACCUCUCCGUGACUCCUUUGAAUGUCUUCCAUGCAGCAUGGGCCCGACUUCUCUCCCUCUACACCGAUUCUUCGGACGUCACAUUUGGCAAUGUCUUCAGCUGUCGGACUGUACCUGUCGAUGGCGCAGACCGGAUAGUCGGGCCUUGUUUCAACACCCUCCCAAUCCGAAUCAAAUCCUCUUCCACCGCGACAAAUAGUGAUAUCAUGAAGUUGUCACAAAUGACCAACAGCAACAUUCUGCCUCACCAACUCAGUCCAUUACGACGCAUUCAGCGACGCGUCCUUGGCGGAGGCUCUCGUCUCUUUGAUACUCUUCUCAUCUUUCAGAACAGCAACACCGACCUGGAUUCCCAAAUUUGGGAACUUCUCCAGGAUGAAGGAAACAUGGGCUUCCCUUUGAUCUGCGAAAUCAUUCCUGACGAGACAGAAGAUAAGAUCCAGAUCUGUCUUCAUUUCCAGUCGUCACAUAUCUCCCAGGCUGUGGCUGAAACCAUUACGGUCCAUUUCGUGGCUCUCGUUGAACACAUGACUCAAUACCCUUCCGCUCAAGCAUCUGAUAAGAGACAACUUGGAUUGGAUAUACCCAGAGCCUUUGAGCAAAAGCAGUUUUCAACGACGAAUGCGGUGAAGUUCCUGACCAAACAUCGUCAGACUCGCCCCUGGUCAACCCAAGAAGAGGCUGUUCGUGACAUUCUUUGCAAAUUCUCUGAUGUUGACUCGGAUGAUGUGUCCCAGGAUACAACCAUCUUCCAGCUUGGCCUAGACAGUAUCAAUGCUGUUCAGAUAUCUGCCAAGUUGCGUGGGCUGGGAUGUAAGAUCUCCUCCGGUGAGAUUCUCGAGGCUGCUUCUAUCGAUCAAAUUGCUGCUCUUCUCACUUCUAGUGUGAAGAAUAUCCCAGAAGCCGAGUUCGACUUUUCGUCAUUCCAGAAGAAACAUUUGCAAUCUGUUUGUGAGCAGCUUGGGCUUUUGCCGGAAGAUAUACAGGCUCUGCGCCCUUGCACGCCGGUUCAAAAUGGUAUGCUCGCCAUGUUUACGCACUCGCAUGGUGAUGUGUACUUCAAUCGAAUGUCAUUGAGGUUCUCUACUCCCUUGGAUAAAGCCCUUCUCAAGGCAGCUUGGUUCAAGGUGAUGGCCCGCCAUGAGAUGCUUCGUACUGGCUUUGUUCAGCUACACGAUCAACAGCAUCCAUUUGCCAUGAUCACUUAUCCCGAGAAUAUUGAACUGCCCUGGCAUGAGACUUCAGCCUCCUAUGUCCAAGAAAAGCAGGUGCUGGAAAACCUCCACCGCCCCCCCUGGAGCAUCGAGGUUUCAGCCGAGAAAAGUCUUACAGUUCUACAUUUCUCUGCCCUACACGCCAUCUACGAUGCGCAAUCUCUGUCUUCUAUCUUCGCAGAUAUCAAAGCAGUAUACGAGGGCAAGACAUUGGCCGCCCCUGCUCCAGUCACCGCAACACUCGGGCCAAUCUUACUCGAAAGCAAGCGUCAGACCCAGUCCGCACAGGGCUUCUGGCAAGAUUUGGGCCCAGAAGUCCACUCCUCCAAGUUCCCUGAUCUUCAUCCCAUCCGUAGCGACAAGCACAGGCUCCUCAGCACCUCUGUCCGCUGCACGCAACCUCGAAAGGCCCUCGAAGAUGCCUGUCGGAGUAUUGGUGUGACACUUCAAGUAGCCGGCCAAGUUGCAUGGGCUAGGUUGCUUUCAGCUUACACAGGAGAGUCGAAUGUUACUUUUGGAACUGUUCUUUCGGGCAGGAAUCUGUCUACAGACGCACAAGAUGCUGUGUUCCCGUGUCUAGUCACUGUCCCAACACCUCUUUGCAUCGAGGGUCCUAACCGGGAUCUUUUGGAUCGGACUUUGAAGCGAAAUGCUUUACUGGUUAAGAAUCAAUUCGCACCCCUCUCUUAUGUUCAACGCUGGGUUGGUAGUGAGGAGCCGCUAUUUGAUACUCUAUUCGUCUACCAGAAAUUCACUUCCGAAACCACCGAGUUUGACGAAUGGGAUAUCGUCGAUGAAGCCACGAAGAUCGAUGCAAGUGGACAGAGCGCUUCUAGCAAUUACCCCGUCUCCAUUGAGUUGAUUCCGCACUCAACAGACCUCGAGAUCCAGCUGAGCUAUCGCAGUGACAUCGUGCCUCCGGAGCAAGCCACCAUCCUCCUGGGUCAGUAUGACAAAAUCUUGGAGGACAUUGUCUUCCAUCCGGAUGCCAUUUCCACCGAUCACGAAUCUGUGGGUAGCAACCUUCUAUCAGUGACACCCGCCAAGGAAGCACCCAUUUCAACCACGGUCUCUCUGUUGCACCAGUUCGUCGAAGUCAACGCGCUCAAGAUCCCCGAGAAGAUUGCUUUCGAGUUCGCGUCAGGGGAUACUGCAGAGAGCCUACAGAAGAAGUCUUGGACUUAUCGCCAAUUCAACGAAUGCGGCAACAAAAUUGCACAUUUCCUGCAGACCAAGGGAGCUGUUCCUGGUGGAAUGGUUGGCAUUUGCUUCGACAAGUCCCCUGAAGCAUCUAUGGCCAUUUUGGGUAUUCUGAAGACGGGAUGUUCGUACUUGGCUAUUGACCCCAGCGCUCCCAUCUCCCGCAAGCAGUUCAUGUUGGAGGACUCAGGAACCAAGGUUCUGCUCUGCAAUGAAUCCAAAUUAUCCGAGUUGAAGAAUCUCUCGGGUGUUGAUGUUCAGGCAUUGGAUGAACCUGGUCUACUUGAUGGCAUCUCCACUGCUGAUGUAUCACUCGCUCGGGCAAUCAGGCCAGAUGAUACCUCUUAUUGCCUGUACACAUCUGGUACAACCGGAACACCCAAAGGAUGUGAGAUUACACAUGACAAUGCCGUACAGGCAAUGCUAGCAUUCCAGCGACUGUUCGCAGGCCACUGGGAUGCAGAAUCCAGGUGGUUGCAAUUCGCAUCUUUCCAUUUCGACGUCAGUGUUUUGGAACAAUACUGGAGUUGGAGUGUUGGAAUUUGCGUCACUUCUUGUCCCCGAGACCUUUUAUUCGAGGAUCUGCCUGGCACAAUCCAAAAGCUUCAGAUCACGCACAUCGAUCUCACGCCUAGUCUGGCAAAACUUGUUCACCCAGAUGAAGUUCCUUCGCUCUGUCGGGGUGUCUUCAUUACCGGUGGUGAGGCUUUGAAGCAGGAAAUCCUCGAUGCCUGGGGCAUGCAUGGCGUUAUCUACAACGGCUACGGGCCUACGGAGGUAACAAUCGGAUGCACCAUGCUUCCCCGCAUGUCUGCAAACGACAAAGCCUCCAAUAUUGGACCGCAGUUCGAUAACGUCGGCUCAUAUGUCUUCCGUCCCGGUACAGUGAGACCAGUGCUGCGUGGUAGCAUUGGUGAACUCUGUGUCUCAGGACCGCUAGUUGGAAAGGGCUAUCUCAAUCGAGCAGAGCUCACGAAAGAGCGAUUUCAAACCCUACCCCAGUUCGGAGACCGUAUCUACCGUACCGGUGAUCUGGUCAGGAUCCUACACGAUGGAAGCUUCCAAUUUCUUGGUCGAAUCGACGACCAGGUCAAGCUUCGUGGUCAGCGUCUUGAAAUUGGGGAGAUCAACGAAGUCAUCAAACAGGCUACGCCUGAAUUGAACGAAGUCGCUACUCUUGUCAUUACGCACCCGAAGCAAGCCAAAGACCAACUUGUCUCCUUCUUCACCACUUUGUCAGCAAAUGGAGACAAGAAGCCCCGUAAUGUCAAUGUCCAGGUUCGAUCCUCCGAUGAUGACCGUAUCCUCCUCUCGAAGAUCAAGGGCUCUUGUCGUACUCACCUUCCUGGGUAUAUGGUGCCGACACAUAUCAUCCCCAUGACUCGAUUCCCCCUAUCAGCCAACAACAAGGCUGAUAUGAAAGCCCUGAAGGGUAUCUACCAGGAGCUUUCAUUGGAAGAUGUUCAGAAAUUGAGUUCCAUGGGUGUCGACCUACCGACCGACAACGCGCUCAGAAAGCAGAUUGUUUCUGUUCUUGCGGAGUUUACUGGCUCGUCUGGCACAGAGGUCUCGUCUUGGUCCAGCAUCUAUGAGAUGGGUCUGGAUUCGAUCUCUGUUAUUGCUUUCUCGAGAAUUUUGAGAGAGGCAGGGUUCUCCCAGGCUCAACCCUCUAUCAUUAUGAAGCAUCCUACUAUCGCUGGAAUGGCCUCUGCCCUUCAGACCGCUACUCCAUCUAAUGUUUCGGUUGAAACCCUUCAGCGAAAUGCCAAGCAAGAUAUCGACGCUUUCGCGCAGAAGAACUCUCAUACUGUCAUCGAACACAUCGGAGUCCUUAACGGUGAUGUCGAGAAGAUUGCGCCUUGUACACCUCUUCAAGAGGGUAUCAUCUACCGUUAUCUCUCCAGUGAUACACCAUUGUACUGCUCUUCUUUCAACUUUGAACUUGAUUCCUCUGUCAGUCUCGAAGCAUUGCGGACAGCUUGGAAUCAAACUCAGCAAGAAGUUCAAAUGUUGCGUGCUCGAUUCUCGCCAUCUCCAGAUGGCUAUGCUCAAGUCAUCUUGAAGAAAGACACGCUUCCCUGGUUCUUUGGUGCUGUUGAGACAGAGGCAGAAAUUGAGAGUCUGCGCAAACAGCGGUACAAACAAUGGACAGCCCGACUUGAUAGUCUCUCUUCCGAUUUGUGGGAAGUUGGAGUUAUCAGUUCCUCGGCUGUAUCAGUGAUGUAUCUGAACAUUUUCCAUGGCCUCUAUGAUGGAAACAGUCUGGUGCUUCUCCUUGAAUCUGUUGCUGGGAACUAUCUAAGCAAGAAAUCUCAGCCACGUCCCGAAUUCCUCGAUGUCCUGCACUUGGGCCCUCUUUGCAAAGACCCUUCCGCAAAGGAAUUUUGGAAAGAACAUUUGGCGGGUUGUCACAACCAGCCUUUGGUCGAAAACGGACAAGAUAGCACACCAAUUCUCCACAAAGCUCAGAUCAAUGCCACCGAGCAGAUCGACCAUCUUCGUCGCUCCCUCAAUGUGACCGAGCAAGCCGUCCUCCACGCUUGUUGGCUUCUGACUCUCCAGCAGCAGUACUCAUUCGUGCCGCCACUUGGCAUCAUUGCCUCAGGUCGAACUAUCGAUGUCCCAGGCAUUGAAAAUAUGAUCGGACCCCUGUUCAAUACCAUCCCAAGCAAUGUCCAACUGACUGGCUUGGAGACUUGGUCUGAUGUUGCGCGGUGCUGCCAUGAGUACCAGGUAUCUAUGAUGCCCUUCCAGUACACCGCACUCCGUGAUAUAGCCAAAUGGCUCGGGAGAAGCCCUGACGAACGACUCUUUGAUUCUCUGUUCGUUUUCCAGCGGGAGAAUGAUGACGAUGAGGCAUUGUCAAAGAGUCUUUGGUCCACUAUUGAUUCGGAGGCUCAACAUGAAUAUCCUCUUGCAUUUGAGAUUGUACGCAACGGCACGCAAUCUUUGACGGCUACCCUUGCUGCGAAAAGCAAUGUGGUAUCAUCCGACGAGGCCCAGCUGCUGCUUUCCAAGUUUGAGCAGACCAUAUUUGAAUUUGCAAAAGAUUUGAACAAGGGAGUACCCAAGAUGAGCGGUGCCUCCCAUACACAUGCUGUGACGAAUGGCGAAGUUAACGGUCACGGCGCAUCUGUCAGAGCUCCUGAACAAACCAGUGGCGCUCUGUUUGAGUGGACUUCCCAGGCAUCCACUAUUCGUGAUAUUAUUGCAACUCUUGCAGGAAUAGAGCCUGAGUCUAUUGGUGAAGAAACCUCCAUCUUUGAAGUCGGACUUGACAGCAUCGAUGCAAUCAAGCUCUCCUCGCGCCUGGGUAAAGCUGGUAUCAAACUUCCUGUCAGCUCGAUCAUGCGCCAUCGCACAGUGAAGGCCAUGAGCAAGCAGCUCUCAACGUCAAAUGGCCACCACAAGAACGGAACAUUAUCCUUGCUCGCUCAAAUGGAGAAGACUUUGACCAAGUUCCUCGAGGACGAUGGGCUUCUUCUUCCGAGCGCGAGGCGGGUUCUACCAGCUACUCCUAUCCAAGAAGCUAUGGUUGCUGAAAUUGCUGCAUCUGGAUACAAGCAUUAUUACAACCAUGAAAUCCUCCAGCUUGAGCCUGAAGUGGACAUUGAAAAAAUGGAGCAGGCGUGGAGAGCGGUUGUCAGAGCUCACCCUAUACUCCGAACCUCGUUCGUCGAAGUCUGGGAUCCAAAGAUUCCUGUAUCCUACGCUCAAAUUAUCCACGAUGAGGGUUGCUUUGAUGUUCAAACUGUUCAUUUGCAUGGUGUAUCCGUGGAAACCAUCAUAGAAACACAGCGGUCAAGGGCCCGCUGUGAACUCGCGAGCCGCCCCUUGCUUAGCAUCACCAUCGCGCUGGAAGGCGAUAAGCGAUACCUUGUUUUGUCAAUUUCACACGCUCUCUAUGAUGGCUGGUCAAUCAACCUGCUCCAUGAGGAUGUGGCCAAGUCCUACGCGGGCGAAGAGUGCAGUCGCCCAUCGUCCGAUGAAAUCCUCGAACAAAUCAUCGACUCAUCAGGUGAUCAAGCCUUCAAAUUCUGGAGAGCGACGCUGUCAGCUUUCACACCAGCGUCAUUCUUGCCGAUGAAGCAUGCCGGUAGCGACUCAGCUGUCGUCCACCGAGCAGAACAGUCAUUCUCUGUCCCGCUUUUCAGGGCAGAGUCAUUCUGUAAACUCCAUGGCAUUACUCUCCAAGCUCUUCUGGUCACUUGCUGGUCUCUAGUCCUUGCCAUUCAUGUUCAAAAGCUGGAUGUGGUCUUUGGCCUUGUACUAUCUGGUCGGAACGUGGCCGAGUCCGAGCACGUGAUGUUCCCAACGAUGAAUACCGUGGCCAUGCGUGUCAUUCUCCAUGGAACACGGUUGGGGCUGGUGAAAUAUGUACAGGAGGCUCUGCUCAUGAUGGCAGAGCAUCAACAUUUUCCACUUCGACGUGCUCGGCCGGAUACAGGGUCGAAGCAGCUGUUUGAUACGCUCUUCAUAUAUCAAAAGAGACCGGUUGAAGAAUCUCAAACUGGGUCUGCCCCGGUAUUGUACAAGUCCACUGGUGGAGAUGCGAGUGUUGAAUAUCCUGUUUGUGCUGAGAUUGAGGGGGUUGGGGAAGAGCUUGUUGGUCGUGUUGCAUGUCGGGGUGAUGUGAUGGGGGAUGAAGAUACCCUUGUCCUUUUGGGACAGAUGGCGGAUAUUUUUUCGUCGAUUAUCGAUCAGCCAGCAGAGAAGACGAUCGAGUUCAUUGGUAAGGGUGUGAGUGUUUGUGGGAUUUCAUCCUUCGAGGAUGUUCCUGCUCAAGGUGUUGAGCAUGGGACACUUCGACCAGCGUCAAGCCAAUCCAAAUGGUCGCCGGUUGAGUCAAAAGUUCGCAAUAUUCUCUCCGUUGUCUCUGGUGUACCAGAGAACUCUAUUGAGAAGACAUCGACUAUUUUCGAGCUUGGACUGGACAGUAUCAGCGCCAUCAAAGUUGCUGCGCUUCUCAUGAAACAGUCGAUUAGGCUCGCUGUCAGCGACAUGCUUAGGGCUGGUACGAUCGAAAAUAUGGCCAAAGCAGCCAACAGCAGACAAACAGAAUUCUCAAUUACGAACCUAUCGAGCAUCCUUGAUGAGUUGCUUGAUGGUAUCGAUGUGACUACCCUACUACAGUCGCAUGGCAUUGAUUCACAGCGAGUGCAGACGGUCUUCCCUGCAACUGCUGGACAGUCCUACUUCCUUUCGAUGCACGCCUUGAAUCCGGAGGUGUUCUAUCCAGAGUUCUACUAUAUGGCAUCACGUCAAUUGAGCCGGCAUGUACUUGACAGUGCCUGGGCUCGUGUCAUUGAACAAACACCGAUGCUCCGAACAGCAUUCCUGCCUGUCCACGGGCCUCAGCCUGUGCCGUACAUCCAGAUCGAGCUUGAGGCGGUGCACAUUCCUAUCAUCUGGCAUUCCACACCCAAUCAACUUGUUUCAGAACAAUCUAAGAAAGAAUUUGGGGCUGUGCCGGUUGCACUGCAUGCCUGUCAAACAACCAAGGGCACGGCGCUAACUCUGCAGAUUCACCACGCGCUGUAUGACGCAGUCAGUCUCCCACAAAUUCUGAGACGGCUUGUCGCUCAAUGCAGUCAAGAUGAGGUUAUUCAAUCGGAACCUGGUCUUGACCUCUCAGGGCUCGUGGCUUUCCAGCAUUUCCAUUCGCCGGUGCACGUUCGGCGUCAAUUCUGGCAGAAGUAUCUAGGCCAAAUCUCAACUCAAAAGGCGGCAAAGCGAGUAGAUGGUUUCGGCUCUGUGCAAAAGUACUACCGACCGGGUCUUGUGCCUAAUAUGGCGUGUGUCGAAAAGGUCGCUAAGCGCCAGGGCCUCAGCAUUCAAACCAUUUUCCUGGCCAUCUAUGCUCGAGUUCAUCAGCAGAAUUUCAGCACUGCUGAAACAGCAGACUAUGAAGGGUCUGACAGGCGUUUAACGGUUGGCCUCUACCUUGCUAAUCGGUCGCAUUCCAUCGAAGGUUUGGUGGAAUCUGUCAUUCCUACCGUCAAUAUCGUUCCACUACGAUUGGAUGACAAACUUAGCAACACAAAUGACAGCCUACUCGAAGCCGCCCGCAGAAUUCAAGAUGAAAUCAAUGAGAUCAGCCGAGUGGAAUACUCGGGCGUAUCUCUCCUGGAGAUUGCCGAAUGGACCGGCGUCCACAUUGAUACCUGCGUCAAUUUCCUGCGACUUCCAAAGAAUGAAUUGCCUAGCAACGACACAAAGUUUUCUUUGUCCGCGAUUCAACGCGAGGAGUUGUCAAGGCUGAGCGGGGCCGAAGCCACGCUUGCAACGCAGACCGAGACCCAGAUUAAUGGCAAUGGUACAGCGCCACCGGGUGCAGCCGAGAACAAGCACCCGAGCGCCCCAACGGCGGCUACCCAAGUUGUCUACCAGCCAACAAUCGACGUCGAAGCUGCAAUUCGCGAUGGUCGGCUGGACUUUGGACUGUUCGCACCCGAGUGUCGGCUGAGCUCCGAUAGUGCCGAGUGCAUGAUCGGCGCUAUGAGACGGGAGAUGGGUGCAUUGGUGACAGGCUUCGAACAGUAG